UCGCGUCGAAUCAUCUCAUUAUUUUCACCAUGAACCCCCAUCAUUCACCAUCCAUGCUAGAUCAAUCUUCUCAUGGAUACCCUAUGACACAUUAUCCCAUCUAUUCACUGACAUGCUAAACCUCCCUUUACAACACAAUCCCUAUUACCGCUUUCUGGAGAAAAUAUCGUGAAAACCCAAUUAACCUUAUGUAUGGGUAACCCAUAAAUGGUGGUGGCAGCGAUGUAUUUUAAUCUUAUUAUCUAAUGCCUAUUAGUGAUAUUGCAAAUAUUAACGUUAGCAGAUUCUUUGCGAUAGGGUUUAAAUCUAUCGCGCACCUCACGCGUGCGUAUCGCAUAGGUGCUGGGGCCUACAGUAGGUGCCGUUAAUCGAUCACGAACGCUACUUCCAGCUAAGUGACAAUGGAGUCCAACGGUUACUCUCACGCAGAGUCGCUCCUGGAGCCUCUCGCUCACAUCAACCGCGAGCAUCUAGCUGCCAUGGCCGACGCUGCAGUUGCGGAUCAGAACGACUUCAACCCGUCCUCUCCUUCUAGUCCCGGCCAGAAGCGAAAACGUGGUGCGCCUGAUUCGUCACCUGAUGCGCGACGUACGAAACGUGUUGUACCUACUGGAGCUCUCUCGGGUGCUCCUGACGCAGCAUACGUCGAGAGUGCUGUUGAAGCUGCGCAGGCAGCCGCACAAGCAGCAACUAAUGCCGAUUUCACUGCUCUUCAGCAAGCCACAGCCGACCACCACGAUGUUUCUGACCAUGCCAAUGCAUCAAGCACGGCCGCUGCUGCCCUUGGGACAAUGUACCCUACUAUCCAUGUCCCUCAAUCUACCGAAGAGACAUUUGCUGCACAGGCAGCUGCAGAGGCUGAGCAUCACCACGACUCGUCGUUUGCGCACGCUGACAUGCUCCACCCGGACGGUCUCCCUGGGCCAUCUGCGGACAACCUUGCACAGCAGCCUCAGAAUGGCAUUCGUCCGAAUCAACCUUACGGCACUACUUCCUCUUCCAGCUCCAAGCCAGCCGUAGGUUCAGAAGAAUGGCAUAAAAUGCGCAAGGAUAAUCACAAGGAGGUUGAGCGUCGUCGUCGAGAGACCAUCAAUGAGGGCAUCAACGAGCUCGCUAAGAUUGUGCCUGGGUGUGAGAAGAAUAAGGGGUCGAUUUUACAACGUGCCGUAAUCUUUAUUACGCAAUUGAAAGAGAACGAAGCUCAGAACAUCGAGAAGUGGACGUUGGAGAAGUUACUUACGGAACAGGCCAUCCAGGAGCUCAGUGCAUCCAAUGAUAAGCUCAAGCAGGAGUGCGAGAGAGCCUACCGAGAGUUGGCAAUAUGGAAGCAAGUGGCCCAGAACGCCGGGCUCCAACCUCCCCAGUCUAAAGAAGAGUCGUCAUCUUCAUAAGCUUGACUCAGCUGUGGGCGGAUUCGAUGCUCUUUAUACUCGGUGUUUAUUCCUUCUAUACCCUCGGCGACUUCUUUUUUCUACUGCAGCAUCGAUUCUUCCUCAGCAUUGUUCCACUUCUGUACUAUUGUACUGGUGGGUUUGGGUGUCUGCGCGAGUUGAAUGUAUACUCGAUGCAAGGAUCAGCAUCACACAUAUUUGUUUCAAUCGUCCCAUUCACCGGGUCAAUA
Molecule: messenger RNA, 1621 nt
Organism: Annulohypoxylon maeteangense
Lineage: Eukaryota; Fungi; Ascomycota; Sordariomycetes; Xylariales; Hypoxylaceae
Exons: 2
Coding region: 402-1391 (329 amino acids)
Cellular component (GO): nucleus
Molecular function (GO): DNA-binding transcription factor activity; protein dimerization activity
Source: RefSeq, a predicted model, not a curated record